AUGACUGAAGGUUCAAAAGCACUGUGUGAUGUCCUCACCGUUGCCGAGCAAGUGACAAAUUGUGCCAAUAACCUGCCAGUGACACCGGAAUCGCACCACGCCACUGUGUACAGAUUGUGCUAUCAAGCCUCCUUGCUGUUCGUCCGUUUGGCAGCUAUCCAAAAUGCAUCCAGAUACUCGUUCUUCACAGACUCAAUUGAAGGGGUAGGAACUGCUGACUACAACCCUCAUACUAGACCUGCGGCUCUAAGUCUGGAUGGGGAGAGUCCUGCACAAGUAGCAAUUAUGACAUGCUACAGCUGCGCCAAGGGGCUGGAAGACAACAUUCGUAGAAUAAUCAAUCCUCUUUCACGCACCCAGCUGCAGUAUUCAGUAAACCAAAUUCUCAGGCCGGACGACACUUGGUAUUCAUUGGCCGGAAGCAUUUGGAAUUAUGUCAAAAUAGUUGCGCCUGAGAUAGCAACUGAAGUAGAAGAGGAACUUCGAGCAGAGGGCACUGAAACUUCUGCGUCCCCCCACACCUUGUGGGUUCGUUUAUGGCGCAAUCGCUUCAAAGAGGAAGAUCGAAUUGACCCUGCUCCAUGGCAAACCAACCUCUGGAACAUCCCCGAUAGUGUGCAACUCCCUGAUGAGUUCCACGAAAUGGAGCAGCACAGCACUCAACCAGAGGGUCAAAACGAGUGA
Tremella mesenterica DSM 1558 is the source of this 684-nucleotide messenger RNA. RefSeq lists its product as uncharacterized. The record is from RefSeq and is a predicted model, not a curated record. The transcript has a single exon. Bases 1 to 684 code for a protein of 227 amino acids. NCBI's taxonomy places the organism in Eukaryota, Fungi, Basidiomycota, Tremellomycetes, Tremellales, Tremellaceae.